CUGUUCGAUUGCAUGGGUGACCUUCUUCCGUUCGAGCUAGCUUGCUACUGUUGAUCUACACGAUAGUGUCGUUUUAACGAUGAGAGCGUCAGAUGACAAUUGUGCCUAGGGAGAUGUUGUCUUGUGUACUGAGAAGAUGCAUUUUGUCUGGCAACAAGCCUUUGCAGCUUGUUUCCAGACUAUCCGCUUGCCCAGAUAGACCACCAUGUAUCAGAGGAAAGGUUCUGAGCUGCGGGUCAAUAUGCAGAGGUCCAGAGCCUCUCAGAUUGAACUCAGGUACUCUCCUCAGGAUUCAGUCUUUCCACAGUUCAGCUUGGAUGCAUAAGAGAAAGCCCCCUGAAGAGCCUUCUUCUCGGGAACUGGACCUGCUGCGGUAUGAUAUGAAGGACUUAAAACUGGCGCCCAAACCGGCCUUAUAUCUUGGACUAUCCGGACUCAUGCCAUUUGUGGCCGCACCACUUGUCAUGGGUGCUACAGAGCUCUACAUGCCUGAGAUAGCAUUUGCACAAGUUGCAUAUGGAGCCUGUAUCGUGUCCUUCUUGGGUGGUGUGCGUUGGGGUUUUGCCAUUCCUGAGGGUAGUCCAGCAAAACCUGAUUGGCUGAACCUGGCAAAUAGUGUUGUUCCCUCUUUGAUAGCAUGGGUAGCUUUACUCUUCAGCAAAGAUUAUUUUACACAGUCAGCUAUAACAGUGAUCAUUGGGCUAGGAAUUGCUCUGCACUAUGAUCUCGCUCUUCUUCCCACCUACCCUAGCUGGUUUAAAGCUCUGAGAGCCCUGCUCACAUUUGUCGCCUUUUUUUCUCUGUUGUCAACAAUCGUGAUUAAAGGAGUGUUCCCAGAAAAGAAGUUUCUGACAGAAAAGUAAUGUGCUGUUAUGGAUUUUUAAUUUAUCAUUGAAAAUAGAAUAAAGCCAGAGCAAAAGUCUAUCAGUCAGUGAUUUUACUGUACAUGGUUUUAUUACAAAACACUUCAAAAGAGAUUGUUAAAUAAAUUGAUAAAAGAAGCACCCAUUGGCUUUCUCCACUUUAUUGUAGCCACUCCCCCUCUCACACAGCACAGCGCAGGUCCAGAGACAGAGAGGGUAAGCAGAGUUUUGACAGCACUGAAUCAGGGCACAGCACAGGUCAUUCCACAAAAUGGUUUGUCUUCUCUAUCAGAAAGCUAUUCAAUAAGCAUAACAAUAAACAUAUAUAAAGUCUAACAGCUGUUCUGAGUUAAGGCUGUCAUUUUGAUCUGUAACAAUGUCACAUGCAGCCAUGCCUAAAUUCUGCUCACUGACUGCAUAUUUAUUUUAGGCUAGUGUAUUGCUAUAUAAAAUUUAGUAUUCAUUAUUGAAUGCUUAGCUGGAAUGAUGUUUUUCCUAUCAUCCAAUUUUUAGGCAGGCACACCUGUGGCCAUGUAAGUGGGCUACGGGUUUUCUACAGGAAUGGCAUGUUUGAACGGGCAGGCACUGCACUAGUUGUUUAAAAUAUGAAUUCAUCAAUGGACAUAUAAAACCAAACCCGUUGCAGAGUUGUGAGAAAUUGCUUUGUCUUCCUCCAGGACAUCAUGUUGCAUAAAUCAAAAUGUGUCCUGUUGACACUUAACACACCUUCAUCCUCCGUCCAUUUAAUUAUGUCUGCACAUUAAACAUGGUGGUGUUGAUUGGUCCCUGUGGUCACUGA
Molecule: messenger RNA, 1662 nt
Organism: Alosa alosa (allis shad)
Lineage: Eukaryota; Metazoa; Chordata; Actinopteri; Clupeiformes; Clupeidae
Gene: tmem69
Product: transmembrane protein 69
Exons: 3
Coding region: 93-863 (256 amino acids)
Source: RefSeq, a predicted model, not a curated record